Molecule: messenger RNA, 1593 nt
Organism: Aaosphaeria arxii CBS 175.79
Lineage: Eukaryota; Fungi; Ascomycota; Dothideomycetes; Pleosporales
Exons: 2
Coding region: 1-1593 (530 amino acids)
Biological process (GO): positive regulation of transcription by RNA polymerase II
Cellular component (GO): nucleus
Molecular function (GO): DNA-binding transcription factor activity; transcription cis-regulatory region binding
Source: RefSeq, a predicted model, not a curated record
AUGCAAGCUUGGGACGGUUUAGGUGCGAGUGGUAAUGCCUUCUUUGACUUCUCUGGGCCCCUGGGUAUGGGCACCUGGGAUGAGGCAAUGUUGUUAAGCCCCAACUCCUGGCCAUCCGAUCCUGCGAUGGCCGUAGGCAAUGCGGCACCAUUGGAGAUUGUUCCACAUCCAAUUCAUCAGCAAAAUCAGUCUAGCACCAACGACCAGUGGGCAGGGGAGCAACAGUUCUCGAGAAUGCAUUCCGGUAGUGUAAGCUCGAUUCCUGACCGGGGUCUGCAGCACCCAGACCCAGCAUCGACAUCUCCAUUCUCUACCGAAGGCGGACCAAAUACUUCCAAUGACGAGGAGCUACUCGUCAACACCUUCUUGGGCAUGUUGAUGCCACCCAUUCUCACACCAGUGGAGAUCGGUCCAAAGUGGGCAUCAACCCGUGCAUUCUUUGGAUCAAUGGCUACAGAGUCACCGCUUGUUCGUGGCGCCAUCAUGGCAUUUGCUGCUAUGCAGAUGCGGCGGAGUGGAAUGGUGACUGUGACAACUACACGUGACUGGAGAUCUCUGUACGAUAAGGCGGCUAGGCAACUUUCCAGCCUUUUGCAUAAGAGGAAUGAGGAUGUGGAGGGAAAAUCUAAAGAUAAUCUAAAGCAUAUCCUAGCCGCCCUCUUUCUCCUCACGUAUACAGAUCUUCUUACGGAGACUCUUCCGCGCGCACAUGCAAACCUUCGGGAGGCAUACAGUUUGAUCCAGAAUACCAACAAAGAAUCAUUCACUAUUCCUGAGAGACGCCUCAUCUCAUGGCUUCGACUACUGGAUGCCCGUGCAGUAUCCACUGCGGGCGGUGAGGGACUCUUUCUGGCCGAUACGGAUGAGUCACUGUUUGAUGCGUCUCCAGCCGCCAAUCCGGCUUCAGAACCCGAAACACUCGACACUGAGAUAGAGGAAAUACUAUUCGAUGUGUUGUAUCAUCCAGGCAUUGUGUUCUACCAAAAGGUUCAGUCAUUCGUUGGCCGCAUCACAAGAAUUGACCCAUGGCAUCGAAGCCGUGGUACUGUACAGGAUGAAACUGAGGUCAUGGCUUUGGCUGCCCAGAUAUCCCAAGACUUGCACGCAUUGUACGGCCAGAGGCCUGCCUUGAUGGAUCAUGCAGUUGCCGGCAACCUUACAGAGAAGCAUUUAGCAAAGAAUCUUGCAGCCGCCCUGACCCGGAGCUUUCGAACUUAUUUGGCCAACUAUUACGCCUCCUUCCUGCACCUACAUCGCGUAGCAUAUGUGCAGUACCCGAAGACUAAGGACGUCAACUCAGCGAUCGAAAACAUCAAGAAACUGUCGCAUCUUAUGGCUGGUACGGACGAGUCACUGCCUGUAAAUGUGCUGUGGCCGCUACUGAUGUGGGGCUGCGAAGAGGAUAAUCUGGAUGAACGAAGGUGGAUAUUGGCCACCAUUAGAGGACUUGAAGGUAUUGCAACAAAUGCAAAAGCAACCGCCGAUCUCCUCGAGGAAGUCCAACGCCGUCAAGAUGAAGGAAAGCGAAGAAUGGACGUGCGAUCGGUCAGUCAGGAGCAUUUUGCAAAGACCCACCAUUUUGCGAUUGUAUGA